CACCACAGAGGUGCGCAUUGAUAUCUGCACAUGUAUAGAUAAAUACAUUAUACUAAAUAUAAAACGACCUUUUUUCAUUUACACACAGCUAUGUUGAAGCUUAUCCUUAUUUCAAGGUCUAAAUAUACUUAUUUUUAUGCGAACGUACUUCUGCGUAAAAAUUCUUUACCUAAUUUGAGUUCCUAAAAUUUAGCCGACUAUUUUGAACGUAAGCUAUCAUUGAUUUAAGAAGUUUUUAUUUUUUAUGACAAGAGUACAUCGAAUUAUUUAAAAAUGGAUCAAACUCAAACACUAAACAUCGAAGAUGCUCUCAAAACGUUUUAUGCCAGUGGAAAUAAUGAAGCUCAUUCUUGGCUAGUCAGAUUACAAGAAUCACAAGAAGCUUGGUCAUUGGUUUGGAAAUUAUUAGAUUCCUCAAAGCCACCAGAAGUGCAAUUUUAUGCUGCAAAUACAUUAUAUAGUAAAAUUUCAAAACAAUGGUGCGAAGUUCCAAAAUCUGAAUAUUCUGCUUUGCAGUCUCAAAUAAUACAAGCACUCAAACAUUCUAGUGGAACAAAAAUCAUUGCAUCUAGGCUCUGUCAAGCUUUAGCAGCAUUCAUGGCUAAUUAUGAAGAUACGAAUAGAAGUGCUGUAGAUGAAGUAAUAUGUUCAUUACCUUGUGAUACCCCAGAUACAACGAAACUGGUCAUGAAAAUUUUUGAAGCUUUACCCAGCGAAUUUGAUAAAUGCCAACAACAUAAUGAGUUGAAAAAUCGCCAAAACAUUUCCCGCAAUUGGAGAAAAGUUGCAGAAUUUCUUCAACAAAUUUUCCACUCUUGUAGUCAGUCUAAUGAUCCUUCCAGCAAUUCUAUUUAUAUUCUAUGUUUAGAGUGUGCAGCAUCAUGGUUAAAAGUUGACUAUUUAUCUUUGGACACUGUGGAACGUUUGUUUCCAUAUUUUUUAAUGGGAUGUAGUCGAUUUUUACCAAAAAGCGAAGAUAUGGAUGAUGCUGAUGCUACACAUGGGUGGGAAUUGGCUCUUGAGUGCCUUACAAUGAGUAUUGUUAAUUUAGAAUUAACCAAGAGGCCAUUACUUUUUUUUGAAUGGACACAAAAUUUAAUCCUCAUGGUACAGGAUCAUGGUGCCAAACAUUAUUACGAUCUACUUUCAUCUUUAGGUGAAACACAUAGCAGAACUAUUUUAUUAGCUAUUACACCUCAACAUGAAAACAACACUGUAUCAAAUGAACAACACAAAUGGUUAUCGCAAAAGGUCAUUGAUUAUCUACUUGAAUGUUGUGAUACACCUGGGCGGUACCCGACUGAAGAAAAACAAAGUUGUAUACCCCUUGGAUUUUGGUAUGCUUUACAAGAUGAUUUAGACACUUUGGAAACACCAAUAGAUAUAUUGGCUAAAAAUGAAUUACAACCAAUUUACACUAGACUAACUCAUACAUUGCUUAAAAAGUCAACUUUACCACCACCAAAUGAGGCUGGUUCUAAAGAAGAUAAAGAAUUGUUUAGAAUUUACAGGCAAGAUAUCAGUGAUACUUUAAUAUACUGUUUUAAUGUUUUGCGACAAGAUCUUUUGGUACUCUUAGGCCAAAGAUUAAUGGUUCCCAAUAAUGAUGUUUCUCGAUGGAAUGAAGUUGAAGCAUCUAUACAUGGUUUUAGAGCAAUUUGUGAUCAUGUGAUUGAUGAAGAUAACCAAUAUAUUGCUGCAAUAAUGGAUUUGUUGUUAACAAAUAUACCUUAUGACAUAUUUCCGCGAGAAGUUUUAUGCAGUGCUUGUUCAGCAAUGGGUGACUAUGCUGAAUGGAUCUAUAAUAAUCCAGAGCCAUGGUUAGAACGAGCCUUACACUUAGUUAUUUUAGGCCUAACAGCAGGUCCUAUUACUUCGCCUGCAGCCAGUUUGGCUUUAAAAGACAUAUGUCGUGAGUGCAAUAAACAUUUGGAGCCUCUUGCACCCACUAUUCUUCAAACUAUCGGCCGAACAUUACCAAACAUUACUCCAGGAGGAGGUGAAGACUUGAGAUUAAUGUAUGCAGCUGGAAAGUUGUUGAACUCUCUGUCGCUAGAAAGCGACCGAAUACAGCAUUUGGACGCAACAGUAGGAUUAUGUGUUAUGAGAUUGAAACACUUCUUGCAGUCAUCGAGCAAUGACGCGCAAUUUGGUGUCAUUAAUAAUUUUAAAAUGAUCACUACGUUUUUUUCGAGUUUAGAAAAAAACAUUGGUAAUGCAGUAUUGAAUGUUUUGAUACCAAUAUUUCAAGAAAUUGUUAGUCACCCUGUUUGGAGAAAGGAUGAAAAGAUUAUAGAAGCAAUGUUUCAUUGUGCGCAGAAGGCGAUCACAACGAUAGAAUGUCCGGAACAAGAUGCUCAAUCACUUUUCUCGAUACUUUUAACAUCUUAUAAAAUUUAUCCUCAUCCAGCUGCUUUAGAUUUUCUAAAAUUAUCAGUUUUGAUGUUUGGUCGAGCUCAAGCACAUUUUAUAGGACCUAUUUUUGCAGAAAUUAACUCAAUAACGUUACAAGCAGUCGCAACUUGCAGAGCAAAUGGUGAUUGUAUAUCAGACUAUUCGAAAUUAUUGGAAGAAUAUUUAUCGUUACUUGGUCAUAUAUGUAAAAAAAAUCCGGGACUAUUGUCUCAAGUAUCGGAUCAGUUACUCGAAAUGCUAAGAUGCGGAAUAGGUUGUCUACUGUUACCUGAAUAUGCUACUGUUAAGGCUGCUGGCUACUUUUUAACACAUGCCAUUACCACAAGUCCACAUUUACAAACUUUUAUACACCCUGUCGGUCAAGAGUUGAUUUGUGUUCUCCUACAAUGCAUCGGAAGCGUUACACCAAGAUCACAGCUUGAGCCCCACGCAGAAGUGCUCCUUGCUUUAAAUAAAACCUGUUUCGAAUGGACAGCUGAGUGGCUACAAAUUGCGCUCAUACAGGCCAAUGCAGUGACUGAAAACCAACGAAACAUGUUUGUUCAGGAUGUACUACGCGAAAGAACAAAUAAGCGUCGUCUUUACAAUAAGCUACAAGAUUUUAGUUUGCUGUGUCGACAAUCAACGGGAGCAAAGUAAACUGUGGUCAAAUUUUCAAUAUUUAAAAAUUAAAAUGAACAAUGAUAUUUAAUGAGUUUAUCUACCAAUGUGUGAUAACAAUUGACGAAUAACUUUUGUAUCGUUCUACUUUUGUAAAGUAUAAGUUGGGCGUAUGAAAAAAUUGUCAUAAUUAGAAUUAAGAUAUCAUAACUAUUAAAUCCAAUGUUAUUUCUUUUAAUUUUUGCUUAGUCCGAUGAAUACUCAUAGACGUAGUUAUCGAAUUUUCUAGAUAGGUUUGUUUCAUAUGAACUUGCAAUCUUAAUUUUCAUAAAAUUUUUUUAUAGUAAGACUCAAUUUAUGAAAUUAAAAAUAAAAUAAAAUUUUGUUCUAUCUUUACAUGUAACCUAUGUAUUAAAUUUGUGUUCAUAAUUUUUAGCGCCAUAUAAUAGGAAAAUAACUACAGAGUGUAAUUAACACUAAAAACAAAACAUUUUCUUUUGUUUUAUAAAUAAAAUAAAUAAUAU
This is a messenger RNA of Trichogramma pretiosum, 3539 nucleotides long. It is a transcript of the gene cdm, whose product is annotated as importin-13. Lineage: Eukaryota; Metazoa; Arthropoda; Insecta; Hymenoptera; Trichogrammatidae. Bases 274 to 3054 code for a protein of 926 amino acids. Gene Ontology annotation, cellular component: nuclear membrane; cytoplasm. The record is from RefSeq and is a predicted model, not a curated record. Gene Ontology annotation, biological process: protein import into nucleus. Gene Ontology annotation, molecular function: small GTPase binding. The transcript has 11 exons.